GAGAGAGAGAGAGAGAGGGAGAGGGAGAGAGAGAGGGAGAGAGGGAGGGAGGAUCACACAGACUGGAUAAAAUCUUUAACGACUGAAAGCUGGAGUUUUUGAGGGCUUCAGAAACUACGCCAUCACCGAAGAACCAGCAGGGGAUGAGAUCAUCCCUCACAAUGCAGCCAUACAGUCACACAACUCCUGUAAUAAAUCAACUGCCUGCAACACAAUGGACUUCCUGCAGUAGGAUGCCUAGCCCUGCAAUACAGGUGCAAUAUUACAAUAUGCAACAAAUUGUGUCACAUCAACAAAAUAUUCAACAGUCUCAUGGAUUAAGGAAUGAUCAGUCUUCCUCUCAGCCUGUUUCAAGUUCAGCACAUUUGCAGGCAAGACAGAUGCCGUUUAGCAACUCAUGGAGCGAAGUUUCUCUCAGACAUUCAUCUCAAACAACAGCUACUUUACCAAAUGGACACUUUGCACAAUUGCCAGCCUCCCAGCAUGGGACCCUCACUCAAAACACCAACCAUCAUUUCUACUCAAGGCAUGAUGACCGUGAUAUUGUUCCUCAGCAGAACUAUAAUAUGGUACCCUUGAACAAUGUCAGCGGUACGACCGUUUCUUCAUUCUCUUCUGCUCAUAGUAAUGCAAAUAAUGUAGCUGAACAAAAUAACCUGAGACAUCAGUCAGUUUCACCCCAGUACAAGUAUUCCAAUGGACAUAAUCAUAGAAUGAACAUUCAUCAACCUGCAGUUCAGCCACAACAAACAGAUCUGUUUUAUCAGGUUCUGUCUAAUCAGGCACCGCAGAACCAUCACAACAAUCAAGGUCAGAUAAGAGAAGGAAUAGAAAAUGGUGUUUUAUAUAACUCUUAUAACCACCACCAUGCUACAUCACAAAGACACAUCACUCCAUUGCAGCCUUCAUACUACAAUCAACAGACUGGUCAGAGCCAUUCAAGCUAUAUGGCUAAUCAGGUUCAAUAUUCAUCACAAACCCAUCAUCAGCCUCCAGUCUACAGAACGGAGAACAAUUCUGCCAGUUACGCUCUUUUAAAUAACCCGCCUUCAUACUCAUCAAACACAAUUCACCACUUUGUCAAUCAAAAUCAGAGGAUAAAUCAAAGUGCAGAAUUAGGUUUACCUCAUGUCCAGCCCCAGAUUCAACAGCAACAUUGCAGCACCAAGCAAGCUACUGUACCUGCCAUUCAACGCAACAAACAAUCACAAGACUUACAAUUAAAUAACCCAGUCAAUAGGUCCUCACAAGUUAUAUCUUCUAACAAACCUACCAGGACAUCACCUUCCAGCUAUUCAGAACCGAAUCUCAACUACACCAAAGUCAAUGUACAGGCUACGCAAGAGAAGCAGAGCACACAAAUGCCUUCUCAAAAGCAUGGCACUAGACCUCAGCAAAAACAAAGCCACAUUCCCACUAAUGAAGGCUACUCUAAGACACCAGAAUCUGCCCAUUAUAGUGCCUAUCCAACCCUACACAGUAAAAAUAUCCAAAGGGUGACGGACCAUCAGACACCUGUCCAGAGAACAGAAAUUUUAAAAGAGAAUGAUGUGCUUGGAAAUCAAGUGACAGUAUCAGAUGUUCCAAGAUUUGAUGGGAUACAGAGCAGAGGAACACAGACAGACUUGAAAACUGAGAGAAAAGUUGGAUGUGAAAGUAACAGACAUGGAGAAGUGCAGUACAUUGAGGACAUAAAUGAAAAUCUGGAGCUUAUAAUUGCACAGCAGAAAGUGCUUCAACAAUCCCGCAAAGCAGUAGCUGUAGUUCCACCAAUUUCUCAGCAGGUUCCCGGUCCAGAAAAGAAAGACUGCGGCACAACAAGCUCUGAUGAUAGCCUGCCCUUCAAGAUAGAUGCUGUCUGGUCUCUUGAUAAGGACGCCAAGAACGUGGACCAAGACCCAAAUGCACAGAAUCAACCCAAAGAAAUAACAGAAGAAUUACUGCAGGUGUAUUCAGUACCACAGGAAUGUAAUGAAGAUGAAUCUACAGUUAAGAGCCUAAUAGCUGACACUCCAAGCUCUGAUGAUUCUCUGUCUAAAAUGGGCUCGAACACAUCUCAAGACCCUGUUUGCGCUACUGUUUCAGCACCAGAAGCUCCAGAGGAGCGCAACAGUGUAGAGACUGACGAAUCAAAUUGCAAUAGAGUUGACUUGUCCGAGGUUGAAGUGCUUAAAUUUACAGUGGUGAAUUUUAAAAACUGGGUGAAGUUUUCUGAAAGUCAACUAGAAAGCAAUAUAAAAGAACCAGUAGCAGAUCUUGAGAAGCAUCUCGUGGAUCUCUACUGGGAUGGAAAUGCACAAAAUAUAUUAAAACAACUGCAUGUGCUCCUGGCAGAUUUCAGUAGUCUCUCUUCUCAUUUGUCCAGGAAAGAAGUGCACACGGCAGUGUUUCAAUAUCUUCAACCCAAAGACUUAUUGAAACUGGAACAUGGUUAUCACAUUCUGAAAAACGACACAAACAUACCAACUGAGGAAUUUAGGUCCUCGUGGUUGAACGUGGAUGGACAGACUGCUGAUAUAGAAAAUAUUCUUGCAGAACCAAUUUUGGAAUUAAACCUUACUGAUUAUGCUUUACUGGUGGGUCACAAUACUCUUAAUGCUUAUUCAGAGUCUGAACCUUCCACAAAGGUGAGUGAUGCAGAAACCCAUUGCCAUAAGGACAAGGCGACUACUAAAGAGCUUGCAAACUCGCAGCUAUGUGACAGUAAAUCCCUUGAUAAAAUCUAUACGCAAGAACCAUCAAAGAAGCGUGAAGAUGAAAACCUGAAACACCAGCAGCAAAAUCAAAAUUUAAAUCCUGAGGAAUCUGAAGACUCAAAUGAAACAGCAGACACCCUGUCCAAGAUCAGUAGAACAGAAUGUGAACAAGUCUGCGGAGAUGCAAGAAAGGAGCUUGGUACUUCUAAGACUUACUCAGAAUCCGUUGAGCAGGCAGAUCUUUUAAAUGAAGCUGAUUCCAGCAAUGACCCUAAAUUAAUUGAACUCUCACUUCUGUCAUCUGAUGAUACUAGAACAAUUUCUAAGGAACAGACUGGCUGCGAUUGGCAAAAAGAGCCUUCUCAGUUGUGCCAGGAUGAAACGACAGUUUUGGUCAUCCCAGACAGUGAGUCAAAAGAUUUCUGCAAUUCAGGCAAGCCAAUCAAGUUCACUUGCCAUCAUGUGGCUGACAGCAAAAGGGAUGUUGAAAAUUUCUGCCCCAGGUGCUGGGAAGAGACACCUUUACUGGAUCUAGAAGAAGCUCUCCACAGCCCAGAGGAGAGUAUUCCUAAUAUGAGAAGUCCUCCUCAACAGUAUGAUCAAAGUCAGUAUGAUCAAAGCUGUAAUCCACACUCUGAUAAUGCAGUACAAUUUGAGUCUGGAUUACCAGAGAGUAGCAGCAUAGCUGGCUCACCAACUUCAAAGGAUGAUGUAUCCGAAGUCACUUUCUCAGAACCAGAAUUUAACCCAGGUGAUACCGUAGAGUGUCCGGCACCAAAUAUUGAAAAACCAGUCGUUCCAGCGCAAACCAAAAUUCCAACAGAUGAGGUUUCUCCAUGGAAAAAUCGACCACACAAAAAGUUAAAACUAUCCAAACAGGAAAAAAAGACUGUAGAUGAACUUUUCACUGCUGAUGAAAAAGCUAACUCCAAAAAUAUACAUCCAAGUGACCUUACUGUUACCCUAGCUGAAGAUGACCAGAAAUGUUGUGACGAAAGGAAAGAAACAGAAGGAAGAAAAACUCCAAUCAAGCAAAAAAUUCAACUUAAUGCUUCAGAACCUGAUAAACAAGACCUGAAUGUGAACAUGUGCUCAGAGAGCAGCAGUAACUCUUCAAUUCCUUCAGCCUAUAGAGUUAAUAUGAGCCUCGAAGAUCCAGACACUGAUCUAGGUGAUUCAAAACAGAGCUCUAAUUUACCAAUUAAAGAAUCAGAAUUAUCUGAUACUUCACCAGAUAAAGAAGCGCAUGAACAAGUGCCCUCAGAGGGUGUUAACCUCACCGUGCCAAAUGUAGCACAAGUGUGUGAGGCUCAAUCUCUCUUACAGAAAAUUGAAAAGAGAAAAACAGACAUUCUGUCACCGACAACAGCAUCAAAACAAAAAUAUUCUUCACCAAGAUAUCCACCAUAUAAAAAGGUAAAGGUUAAUAGAACUAUAUCAGCACCUGCCGAAGAUGACCUUUUCACCCCGGAUAUCGUGGUUAAGAAAGCUAGCAGUUCAAGUGACCUUAAUGUUAAUCCUUCUGAAGAUGUACAGCAUCAUUUUAAAGAUGAAAGAAACAAAAAAGGAGAAGAACGAAAGUCUUCAGUCACUCAUCGCAAUCAGCAUUCUGGCCAAAUUACAACAGACGCACAUGGGAAACUGACAACGGUAUCUGUUAAGUCUCAAGUGAUAAAUGAUAUGUUUCAACCGAAAAGACCGACUGUUGCAGCAAAUUCCAAUGGCAACAACAAGAAAAUACUUGGUAAUACACAACCAACUGGACAAAGCGAAGGAAAGAAAAAUAUGAAAUUUGCACUGUAUGGAUUUAAUAAUGGCAAUGGCAGAAUGGUUCAGCAGCAGUUCUUCAACAGGACAAAGUCAUCAACAGCUCCUGUUUACAUCACAGUUUCAUGCACAAAUGAAACAUCCCAGAGCUACAAGGAGGACACGCUUUCGGCUAAGCAAAAGGUCUAUAGCCAGUGGAGUAACACGUUUGUGGAAACAAAAAAGAGUACCUCUUCUCAUAAGAAACGUCAAAAUGGUGUGAAAGGAGAACUGGAUUCCAUGAUGAAAGCACUCAAAAGACACCGUAAAGAAAUAUCUGCUAUCAGAGAGAAGCAACCCACAGGUGGUUUGAAGCAAAAGAAGAUUGUAUAAAAGUGCUGAAGAUUUUCUUUGAAGACAAAAAGCUGAAAUGAACCCUUGCUGAUGAAAAUAUAACUGUGGGAACAAAAACUACACUGGCUCUUUAGUAUGUUAUAAAAUAAGCUUUUGCUUAUACAGAACCAGAGAGUGUUGGCCAAGAAUUAGCUCAUGAACCAUCACGCUUGUCUUUUAAUAAUGAGUUAGUGUGACUCACACCACCAUUAAUGUACAGAGCUGCAUGCUAAAAAGAAAAAGGUGGACUUGUAUCUUGAAAAAAACUUGAAAGCUAUACAAAAACUAUGUGCACUGACUGUGGAUUUAGCUAUUUACAUGAAAUUGUCUUUGAUUCACAUCUGGUUCAAUCUGGUUAAAAAGUGUCAAACAAGCCAUUUCGUCUGAACUUGUUUUAUGGUGAAUUGUAAAAGCUAGCAUUAUGGUUCAUUUCUGUGCUGAAUCCACUCCUCUAUUCUUUCACUUAAAACGUCUAGUGAAAGAGUUCUUUGUUCUCUUUCCUACUAUAAGUAGCAUGAAAUGGUUGAUUUGUAACUGAUAAUAUUCUGUGUGUCAUUUUACUUCACUACAUUUUUAGUGGUUCAUGAACUUUAAGAUUUUAUUUGGUCCAAGAGCUGGUAACUUGAUGGCCAUUGUGAAC
Tachysurus vachellii is the source of this 5475-nucleotide messenger RNA. RefSeq lists its product as uncharacterized. The record is from RefSeq and is a predicted model, not a curated record. The transcript has 2 exons. The coding region runs from base 144 to 4835 and encodes 1563 amino acids. Lineage: Eukaryota; Metazoa; Chordata; Actinopteri; Siluriformes; Bagridae.